Messenger RNA from Phytophthora infestans T30-4, 3864 nucleotides. Its product is annotated as ATP-binding Cassette (ABC) Superfamily. NCBI's taxonomy places the organism in Eukaryota, Oomycota, Peronosporomycetes, Peronosporales, Peronosporaceae. The transcript has 3 exons. The coding region runs from base 1 to 3864 and encodes 1287 amino acids. Gene Ontology annotation, biological process: transmembrane transport. Gene Ontology annotation, molecular function: ABC-type transporter activity; ATP binding; ATP hydrolysis activity. Gene Ontology annotation, cellular component: membrane. The record is from RefSeq and is a predicted model, not a curated record.
AUGCAUGGACCCUUCGACACAGACGGUAACAGCGUUGGUGCCGGCGCACGCUGUCGAGUACGCUGCCGCUCGUAUUCUUCGCCACAUUCUGGCGCGUGGAGCCGUACCUCUUUAACCCCCGAAAACCCCGCCAACGUCUCGGUAGAGAGCCGGGCGUGUCUUGUGGAUGAGUCUUCGGCUUCCUGGCUGUCGCGCCUCGGUUUCCUCUUCGUGGAGCCACUUGUAGCACUUGGAGGAAGGCAUCGCCUACGCCUUCAAGAUCUUUGGAAACUCGACUCAGAGAACACUGCGGAACAGGCCGAGAGGCGCUUUCGUGCCGUCUACAGCGCGUCCGGUCAACUCAUGACCGCUAUUUUGCGCACUGAAUGGCGCGCAAUCGUGUGUAGCGGCGGAUUGGGGCUGUGCUCUGCCACUAGCGCCUGUUGUGUUUCCGUGAUGCUCUUCAAGCUGCUGACUGCCGCCAUGGACCCCGAAAGCGAGCACAAAUCCGUGCUGGAGCUGCUCUUACUGCUGGUGGGUAUUCACGUAUCCGUUAUGCUGGCUGUGCUCUUCGACCGCCACGCGCGCUUUAGGAUGUUUAAGGCGCAGCUGCGUGUUGUGGCCUCCAUCCGUGCUCUAGUGUUCGCUAAAUCUGUACAACGGCCGGUCAAAGGCCGUCACGGCACCAGCACCAGCAUCGCUGCCAUCGCCACACUCUACUCGUCCAACCUCGUACAAGUGAGCUGGCUGCUCAUCCGGUUCCACGACAUGUGGACGUCCACACUGCAGCUCUCAGUGCUGCUCUUCAUCUUACACCGUACGUUGCAGACAAGUGCGAUUGUAAUUCUGUCGUCUCUGGCUGUUAUCAUUAUCGGCCUGUCGGUACUGACAGCGCUCUCGGCCCGAAUGCUGCAAUGGUACACCAAGAAACGAGCCAAGACGCUGGCUGCAGUGAAUGAGUGUUUUAAAGGCAUCCAGUCCAUUAAACUGUACGCGUGGGAAGACAAGAUCUUGUCAAAGAUAAUGUCAGCCAGGAGGAAAGAGGAAAAGAGGAAGUUGUGGGAGGCGGCCUUUCGAAUUCUUCGCUGUUGCUGUGUGUUGGAGGCACCAGCGUUCGCAUCAGUGGCGAUUUUCACGUCUCUAGCUGCUCGUGCAGGCUUCUUCUCACCUGCCACAGUGUUCACAGCUCUGAUUUUGAUCGACCAUGUCCAAGUGGAAUUGCACGGUCUGAUUAUGGGGAUUCGAGUGCUCAUCGAUGGGCAGGUUGGACUGCGAAAGAUUGACCAUUAUCUCCGAUACUGCGAAAAAUUCGCCAACGACACGACAUUGUCAGUGGGAUACCAUGCUCCCACUACGGUUCUGGCUAAUGUCAACCUGCGCGUGAAUGCAGGGGAACUUGUAGUGAUUCACGGAAAGGCUGGAGCUGGGAAGACAAGUCUGCUGACUGACUUUCUAGGUGAUGUUGCGUGUGUGACGGGAAAUGUGUAUCUGUCACCACACUACAAGGUCGCAUAUUGUUCGGAGCAGCCAUGGUUACAGACACUUAGCAUCCGAGACAAAGUGCUUUUUGGUUAUCCUUUCGAUGAAGCCAAAUACUAUCGCGUGUUGGAUGCGUGUUGCUUGUUGGAGGAUCUCGAGAGUCUCCCGGAUGGAGACGACACAAUGAUCGGACCGAAAGGCAUCAACCUUUCUGGCGGGCAGAACUCGCGCAUCGCUCUUGCCCGAACUCUGUAUUCUGACGCAGACAUUUAUCUGUUAGAUCGACCCCUGGCCAGUGCGGACGCUAUUGUCCAAAGCGACGUGUUCCGAAAGUGUUUUCUAGAGUUAUUACGCUACAAGACAAUUAUCGUUGCCACUCACAACCCGGAAGUCGUAGAGUCCGGUUUCGUUGAUCGCUUGUGGUACGUCAACGAAACUGCUGUAUCCGAGACGUGUCGUGGUGGACACACAGGAAAAACAAGUCGUCGUGCACGACGGCUUGCGGAUAUUCCACCUUGGCGCACUGGUCGCAACAAGGAGAAAAUGGACGAAGAGUAUUCCUCGUUUGCAAUGGAUGACCAGCAGAUUCAAGAGGUUCGAACACGGUUAUCUCGCCGUCGAACGGCGUUGAAAGUAUCCUCCAUUCCUAAGUGUGACCUGACCCGACGAACGGUGGAUAGAGUUGCAAAGGAGAUUUGGUGGCCGACUCGAGGACGGAAUUCUUCUCUUAUUGCUUGCGCUCUGUUUGUCGCAUACGGUCUCGUUGAUGUGGCAAAAAACUUUGCCGGAGCGUUUGUACUUCUACUUGUUAGCUGUGCUGUGAUCUUCUACAUGCUCUCAAGACGUGCCAAGAGUAUCUUCAGCGACAUGACCCAGUCACUCCUGCGUGCCCCCGUGUCGGUGCUGUAUCAAACUCCAAUCGGUGAAAUUUUGGCGCGUUACUCGACGGAUAUGCAGAUAAUUGAUGGAUUGAUGUCGUUUCCGUUGGUUUUUAUGUUUCGAAGUACUGCGUCCAUUGCAGCUGCUUUAGGGACAAUGUGUUAUCUACUGGGUACUACAGGCGCAAUAUUUACGGCCCUGACGGCCUACUUGUGCCUAGGAAUGGUGGACAAGUGCCUCUUUGCUCAGGUGUACUCAUUGAGAGCAGAACUUGAAGCGGCAGACCUGAAUUUUGUGUCAGAAACGCUGGAUGGAGCUGCCAUUAUCCGUUCGUUUGGAGCUGACCAAGUCGAGCGUGUUUGCUUACAUCACGGUAAAAUGGUUGACGAUAGAUCAAGAAUCGCCACCGUUGUGGAAGUGUUUACACAUUGGCUGUACAUUCGCUGUAGCCUCCUCGUCGCGGUCUUUUUGUUCUGCUUAGCGCUUCUUCUGGCGCAUGGAGGGCUGCAAGCGAGCACACUGGGUCUAAUGCUUCACUGUAUUUACAGUGUACAGCGUGACUUUGUCUCGUUCUCGGUGGGGAUUCUGAACAGCUCGGUGAACAUGUUCAGCAUUGCCAACCUGAAGAAGUUCCAGCACAUUCCGCCUGAAGAGCAUGUCGAGCAGAACGGGGUCCAACGACGCUUAAGUGCUCCUCGUCAAUGGCCGACGACUGGUGCUGUCGUUUUCGAUCACGUAUUUUUUCGGUACGAGAAGACACAAGAAGGUAGUGAUUUGUCAACUUGUGCACUGAAAGACGUGACGUUCUCCGUUGCUGGUGGUGAAAAGAUUGGCGUUGUGGGGAUAACGGGAUCUGGAAAGAGUUCACUGGCGAUGGCAAUGCUUCAAAUGCACAGCCUGCCUUAUGGUCGGAUUCUUAUCGAUGGAGUAGACAUUAGCCGCCUACAGUUGCGCGAUCUUCGUAGCCGGAUCUGUAUCAUUCCACAAACCCCGCUGUUCUAUCGGUGCAGUAUUCGCCGAUAUUUGGACCCGUUCAAGGAGUUUGAUGACGAUGCGUUGUGGGGAGUUCUUGCUAAGACGGGCCUCUGUGUUACCCCCGGACCGGUUACUGACAGUGGCAAAGUGAGCGAAGGAGGAGGCUACACUGGCGAGUCUUCAAGCCGAGUGAUCGUGACGAAUUUGGACGUGAGACUGGUGGAGAAUGGAGAAAACUGGAGCAUGGGAGAGCGACAGAUGCUGGUGCUGGCGCGAUCACUUUUGAAACCUGCUCGGGUUCUCAUUUUAGAUGAAGCUUUCUCGUCGGUGGACCAAGAGUGUGACAAGAAGCUUCUUACAGUCGUUGGGAAGGAGUUCGCGAACUCGACGAUCUUCCUCAUCACACAUCGACUCGACCAGGUUUUGGGUUUCGACAGGAUUCUAGUGAUGCAAGAUGGGACUGUUGCUGAGUGUGGCGCCGCAGAGUACCUCGUCACUGACCCUGAUAGCGCGUUUUACGAGUUUUUGGAGACCACGUUGCUCACGUUUUAG